CAUUCUGGCUUUGCAUUUUCAAAUUCAAACUGCAGCUUGGCAUCGCUUCGUGAGCUCGAUCAGGUUUUCGGAGGAUUGACUAAGUCUCAGCAACACUCGACUUUAAAAUUGUACAUUAUAUUUAUCUAUUUAACUGUUCGGACAACAAAUUCCAUAUCUAAACCAAAAUCGACGUUCAAAAAAGAAACGCGACUAAUUGUAAAAAAAAAGUUAUAAAAAUAUUUGGCGUCCGCUGAUCUUUGUGUGUUACUCGUCUUUGUAUAAAUAAAAAGAAAUAAUCAAAAUGGUGGGCACAACACUAAAAUUGCGCGGCGACGAGAACGCUUCGGAGAAUUUCAAGCAAGUGCAACUGAAGAAAUUGACGGUGCCUUCACAGGAGGCAACAACAAAACGCGCUGCUUUGGGAGAUUUACAAAACCGAGGUGUAACUCGCGCCAUUGCUGCUAAAGAUGCCGCACAGAAAGAGUCCAAGGAUCUCAAGCUCACAGAUGCCCUUCGCAACGCCAAGGCUCGGGUGGACACUCACUGGAAGAAACAGGUCGUGGGAACCACCACUAAUGGCAAUACCGCCGCUCCGCCCAAGACGAACGAAGCGGGCGUGGCGGCCUUUUUGCGCUCGAAUUCAGUAAGAAAUCGCGUUCCAACCAAGACGACGGUUGAACCUGUUAAGGUUACAGCCAAGCCUAGUUCCACCGAAAAUGUCAACGAGCCCACCUUAAAACGCGAGGACAGCAAUCUGUCAAAGAAAUCGCUGACCAAACUUCGCGCUGCAUUGGCCAAACCCAUGAUGGGAGUUUCCGGAAUUCGUCCGGUGGCAGUUGUCCGUAAAGAGGCAGAAAUUAAGAAGGAAGUGCCAGAAGCCAAGAAGGAAGUUACCAAGAUGCCUCUAGUUAAAACCAGCAGUCUUAUCACUACAACCACAUCGACGUUGCCAACCACAAUGUCUCUUUCCAGCAAACGAUUGGCUGGAAUUGAGGAUAUUGAUGCCAACGACAAAGAUAACCUGGUUUUGGUCUCUGAAUAUGUAAACGAUAUCUAUGAUUACUUGUACCAGGUGGAACAGGAGCAGACUAUUUACAAGGAUCAUUUGGCCGGACAAAAGGAGGUGUCCCACAACAUGCGUGCCGUGCUGAUCGAUUGGAUCAAUGAGGUCCACCUGCAGUUCCACCUGGCGGCAGAAACCUUCCAGCUGGCAGUGGCCAUUAUUGAUCGUUAUCUCCAAGUAGUCAAGGAUACUAAGCGCACUUUCUUGCAAUUGGUAGGAGUGACAGCUCUUUUCAUUGCUACUAAAUACGAGGAGCUAUUCCCUCCAGCCAUCGGGGAUUUUGUUUUUAUCACGGAUGACACUUACACAGCCCGGCAGAUUCGCCAAAUGGAGCUACAGAUCUUUAAGGCCAUAGACUGUAAUCUGUCGCGUCCGCUGCCGAUUCAUUUCUUGCGGCGCUAUUCGAAGGCUGCCGGCGCUGAAGAUGAACACCAUGCCAUGUCGAAGUACUUUAUUGAGUUGGCUUCCGUGGACUACACCAUGGCUUCAUACAGGCCUUCGGAGAUUGCUGCGGCCUCUUUGUUCCUUUCACUGCACUUAAUCAAUGGGAAUUACCGGGCUGGCACAGGAUUCAACGACCGUCACUGGACACCAACGCUGACCUUCUACUCACGCUAUUCGGCCGCCCACUUGCGACCCAUUACCCGGCAGAUUGCAAAGCUUGCACGUAAUGCUCCUCAGGCCAAACUGAAGGCCAUUUAUAACAAGUACCAGGGCAGCAAGUUCCAGAAGAUUGCGCUGCGAACGGAGCUAAGUGGGGCGCUGAUGGAUUCCAUUGUGGGACAGAGCUUGAAGAAGUAGUCUGGGCCAGGGCGUAGUGGAAGACACAGAAUUAUCUAGUUUAGUUUAAUUUGUUUUCAUUUUUUAAAUUUUUAGCGUAUUCAAUAUUCUGUUCGUUUCGUGUUCGUUACAAAUUGCCUAUAAUAACCGUAGUCUCAUUAAUGUCUUAAUCAUCGUCAUAAGCAAUUCCCCAGACAUUGUAAUCUGCUGGAGUCCCUUGAGCAGUUUUUGACCGCUGCCAAGAUCUGGCUCCGGCAUCUUUGCCCCUGGAGCACAAGUUGCUCGCGAGCCGGCCGCUGGGAGUGAGUUCCUCCGGAAAAAAUAAAAACCGGACUAAACUGAAGCGCCCGCCUGCUCCUCCCGCUGGGCCAUCUACUCAGUAAGGAGCGAGUGGCGGAGCAGUGGACACCGAGAGAGAGUGGGCAACGAGUUCAUUUGCUGGCCGAACACAUCGGCGUUGUCUCUCCAAGAAAAAUAUUUUAUAAUCAUAUACCCAUCCUCCACCACUAUUUGUAUUUAGUUUUUAUCUUCAAUGGGAAGUAAUAAAUCCAAAAAACUUGUGCAAAAUUAUUCUCAUACCUCUUGAAAAUUAUAAGAGACUCUAGACUAUUUGUAAUUUAUAUCAUGUAUUUUCACGUAUUCAUACAAAAAGCACCCUAAACUAGUUUUACUGUUUACAAAUAAGAAAUUAAAAAACUUUCAACAACUUUGAUGUUUCCGAAACUGUCUGAUAAAUACAUAGCAAAUAAAGUUUGUGUAAAAUUUUAUUAAAA
Molecule: messenger RNA, 2598 nt
Organism: Drosophila eugracilis
Lineage: Eukaryota; Metazoa; Arthropoda; Insecta; Diptera; Drosophilidae
Gene: CycB
Product: G2/mitotic-specific cyclin-B
Exons: 5
Coding region: 284-1846 (520 amino acids)
Biological process (GO): mitotic cell cycle phase transition; regulation of cyclin-dependent protein serine/threonine kinase activity
Cellular component (GO): nucleus; cytoplasm; cyclin-dependent protein kinase holoenzyme complex
Molecular function (GO): cyclin-dependent protein serine/threonine kinase regulator activity
Source: RefSeq, a predicted model, not a curated record